Molecule: messenger RNA, 510 nt
Organism: Naegleria lovaniensis
Lineage: Eukaryota; Heterolobosea; Eutetramitea; Acrasida; Naegleriidae
Exons: 1
Coding region: 1-510 (169 amino acids)
Source: RefSeq, a predicted model, not a curated record
AUGAAAAAGACAGUGGCAAGUGCUCCCGUCGACCAAAAACAAGCGAUGGCUGUAGUGAAUCAGCAGUUUGAGUCCAUGUUUCCGACUCAGUCUGCAACGACAGCAACGCCAACAACAGGGGGAGCUUCUGCCAACACCAAAAACAAAGAUUCAGCCAUUAACGAUCUUUCCAAUUCGAUAUCCAAAUCAAAAAAACCCUCGACCCGAGAGCUAUCUAGCCCCGAGAAGAAAAGACUUCAACUACACUAUCCCAAAUAUAAGAAAGCAACUUUCACUCAUAAUGAAUUACGAAAUGCGGAGGAGCAUUCACGAUCUGAAAAUCCAACUCCUAUCAAUCCACCUCGAAUGGAAAAGGACGUUGUUGAAGAGGAAUUAACUGACGACGAGGCUGGAGACAUCAAACUGGACAAUGUAUCCAAGAACGAAGAUCUCCCAGAAUCCAUGUUGAUUUCUAAAAAAGAGGUGAAGAGGCAUUUCGUUUUCUUGACGUCCGACAAAAGAGAAAACUAA